Limanda limanda (common dab) is the source of this 4429-nucleotide messenger RNA. It is a transcript of the gene rnf157, whose product is annotated as ring finger protein 157. The coding region runs from base 446 to 2566 and encodes 706 amino acids. Gene Ontology annotation, biological process: protein ubiquitination. Gene Ontology annotation, cellular component: cytoplasm. The record is from RefSeq and is a predicted model, not a curated record. The transcript has 19 exons. Gene Ontology annotation, molecular function: ubiquitin protein ligase activity. NCBI's taxonomy places the organism in Eukaryota, Metazoa, Chordata, Actinopteri, Pleuronectiformes, Pleuronectidae.
ACUGCGCAAAACCGUCGGUCCGGAUUUGUGUGACGUCAUGAGGAGCCUCUCUUGACAGGAUCCAGAAAGGACGAACCAGCACCGGGAGAAAAAACACCGAUCACCGGCAGGAAAACACACCGAGCACCGAGCUGCAGCGGCCCGGGCAGAGAGCUGUCGACCACCGCAGAGAACCGAAGCAGUCCGCGGGUUCUCACUCGGUUGUUCUAGUCGGUUAACGGUUGUUUUUUCCUGCCUCUAAAACCACCCGAGCAGCCGGAGAACCAGCGGCUGUUCCCCGAGGACGGUCGCUCCGAUCCACUGCGGGGGGCAAGCAGCGGGACUCGACGGGGACAGGACAUGGACCGGGCCGCACCGGGGGGAUUACACCACACGGACUGAGGAGCAGAGGACAAAGGCUUCGUGUGGAUGUCCCUGAGCCCGGGAGCUGCUCUUGAGACCGGAGAUGGGAGCGCUAACGAGCCGGCAGAACAUCGGCGUGGAGGAGGUGGACAUCCCGUCCAGCUCCGUGUACCGUUACCCACCCAAAUCCGGAAGUUACUUCGCCAGCCACUUCAUCAUGGGGGGGGAGAAGUUUGACUCCACCCAUCCGGAGGGAUACCUGUUCGGGGAAAACACAGACCUCAACUUCCUGGGGACCAGACCUGUAGCGUUCCCGUACGCAGCCCCCCCACCUCAGGAACCAGUGAAGACGUUACGAAGCCUUAUAAACAUCCGGAAAGACACUCUGCGGCUCGUACGGUGCAGCGAGGACCUGAAGCUGCCGGGUGACGAGGAGACGGCGAAGAACAGGGCGUGCUACAACGUGGAGUUCACCUUCGACGCUGACACACAGGUCGCCAUCACCAUCUACUACCAGGCCAUAGAGGAGUUUCACAAUGGAGUGCCAGUUUACCUGCCCCAGGACAGCUCUCUGCAGUCUGAGACCGUGCACUUCAAGAGGGGAGUUUGCCAGCAGUUCUGUCUGCCCUCACACACGGUCAACCUCAGCGAAUGGGCCGACGAGGAGCUGCUGUUUGAUAUUGACAAGGAGGUUUUCCCCAUGGUGGUGCAGGCGGUCGUGGACGAGGGAGACGAACAUUUGGGACACUCACACAUUCUCCUGGCUACAUUUGAGAAGCACAUGGACGGGAGCUACUGUGUGAAGCCUCUGAAGCAGAAACAAGUGGUGGAUGGAGUAAGUUAUCUGCUGCAGGAGAUCUAUGGGAUAGAGAACAAAUACAACAGCCAAGAAUCAAAGGUUGCCGAUGAUGAGAUCAGUGACAACAGCGCGGAGUGUGUUGUGUGUUUGUCGGACGUGCGAGACACACUCAUCCUGCCGUGCAGACACCUGUGUCUCUGCAACGCCUGUGCCGACACGCUGCGCUACCAGGCCAACUGCUGCCCCAUCUGCAGACUGCCGUUCAGAGCUCUGCUGCAGAUCCGAGCCAUGAGGAAGAAACUCAGUCCCCUGUCCCCCAGCAGCUUUAACCCCGUCAUCACGUCACAGACCUCGGACUCGGAAGAACACUCGGCGUCGGAGCACAUCCCUCCAGGCUACGAGGUGGUGUCUCUCCUGGAGGCGUUGAACGGGCCCCUCAGCACCUCCUCGGUGGCUCCUCCUCCUCUCAACUCUGGCCCCAGCCACGUCUCUGGAGCGCUGCCUCCGUACAGCAGUGAGCCGCACGCCACCCCGGCCCGCUCCAUCUCCCCUCUGGACCACUCCAACUCCAGCCAGGGUCUCAAGCUCAAGAAGAGUGGUUCAAAGUCACUUUCCCAGACUUCCUCUGUGCUUCCCGAGGAGGAGGACGAGAAGUCUUGCAGUGAAUCGGAGGCCUGUCGCCACAAACUGGCUGUGAACCAGCAGGAGUGUGGAGUGACUCCAGACAGCGAGAACCUGACUCUGUCCUCGUCUGGAGCCAUCGACCAGUCGUCCUGCACUGGAACUCCGCUCUCAUCCACCAUCACCUCUCCUGAAGACCCAGUGAGCAGCAGCCUGGCCCAGUCAGUGAUGUCCAUGGCCUCGUCGCACUCGCAGCACUCCCACAUCAGCACUGACACCAUGUCCUCCAUGUCAGGGUCCUACCUGGCCGGGGCCGAAGGCGAGCCCGGGGGGGAGGAGGAGGAGGAGGAGGAGGAGGAAGGAGGCACCGCGGAGGGCGAGGAGAACCAGGACAUCCCCAUGCAGAGGAGAGGGCCGUCGCAGCAGGACGCGGAGUUUUCCAAACAGCCAAAGGAACAAAACUACUCCCAGGCUGUCGAGGAGCAGGACUCAGAGGGAAAUGACGUGACAGAAGAGGACUGCUCCUCCCCAUCAAAUGGGAAAGGUGGGCGGAGCAGGUGUCCAGAGUUGGCCAAUAACAAUCAGGGCGUCGCCCUCUGUGACACGCCCUCUUUGGGGCUGGAUAAUGAGCAGGCUCCCAACAGCCGAUUCGCCGAUCUGAUGUACCUCGGGGGCUACAGGCCUGUUUUGGAGCCCCUCCCCCACCACUCCUCCACCAGCAACAUCAACCUGGAGGAGCAGGGGGCCGACAACAGGGACGGCCAGAGUCCGAAACACCCCCGCCGCGGACCCCUCAUCGUGUAACACGCUCCCACACACAAAGUACACCGAGACUGAACCCAAUCCAUCCAGACGUCUUACCCUGUCGUAGUGCUGCAUAGCUGGAUACUGUCCUCGCUGAACAGGGAAACAACCCCCCCCCCCGACACACACACACACUUUUCGGAACAUCUGAUUGUCGUGAAACCCGUCCUGAGUGGAAAGACGAGGGAAGAGGAACAAACAGCAUCACCUCUCCACUGAACGCUUUACUCUCACAAAGUUUCCUUUCCCUUAUUAUUUUUUUUGUCAGUGACCGAACGUCUAGAUGAUCCCACCGCGACAUUAUUAUUUAUUACUUGUAGGUGUAACCAAUGAGUGCUCUGUAUCGUGACACUAUCUUUAGAAACAUACAUGCUGCUCGUCCCCUCUCCUCUCUCUCCUCUCCUUUCCGCUCCUCUCCUCUCCUCUCCAUUCCUCUCCUCUCUAAUACCAGCCAAACAGUCAGGGGCUACUGUGAUCGGCAAUCGGAUUUAUUACUAAACUUCUUCUUCUUCUCUGUUAUAAACUGUGCGUUGAAUGAGUGUUUGGACACUAUAUAAAAGUCAGCUCACACCAGACGACCUUACGUUACCACAGCAAACUGAAAACGCCCGGACCCCUCUCCUCGGAUCAGGGGGGCUCCAGGCUCGACUUCGCAUGCAGCUCCCCACGGCUGCUGAUUUUCUUCACCUCUCCAGCCACCAUGAAUUCAAAAACACCAUAACCAAUUGCUGAAUGUGAAUCCAGAAACUCUCGGACUUGAGAUGAGCAGAGAAAGACACGUCUGGCAGAAUGUAACACGUGGAAGAAGAGGAAUGUACGUGACGUCCCGAUCGUCACCUGAACUGGAAUUAAACACAAACUGUGAACCUUCGAAGUGGUUCUUUAAAAAACACACCCCCCGCGCCGCCCUCUCCUUCUGAAGCUACGCGUUAGCAUGUCCGCUUUUUCUUUCAACUGGAAAUCAACAAGUACCACCAAGCAAUAAAGAUGCCCAAGCUGCAUCUCUUCCUUUCCCCUCCGCAGGAGGACGCUCACUCACAGUCAAAGACAGAAACUGUGUUUGCACUGGACUCUUCUAUCAAAUACAGACAUUCAUACGUGUUUAAAUGUCCUUUUUUAUUUUAAAUUUUAAAGGGAUUGAUUGUGAGGAGUAACAACAGUGGGGAGUGGAGCCACACUGGUCAGCUGGUAUUUAGUUUUCUUGUGAUCAUCACCCCCCGACGAACCCUCUUUACUUCUCAUCCGUGAAGCUUUUAGUUGUUUCGGUUUUGUAUAACUUUUAAUGUAUAGCUCACCUGUUGUUGUUGUUCUCCCGUUUCUGUGUUUUUAAGUUGUUGCAGAACACUGUGUUGUUUAUUGGAAUGUGGAUGAAAACAUGUGAAGCAUUUGUUAAGGUUUACACACUCGCACACACACAAACACACACACACACACAUGAUUUUACAAAUAACUGAAAAGGGACGAUAUCGACAUUUAAUGCAUUAUUAGCUGUUUCCUAGACGACACACGUUGCGGUGCAUGAGGCGAUAGUAGAGUAAGCAUGUUAGUCUAGGUCGGCCUGCACCCCCUCCUGUAGAAUCCUGAUGGGUCACUGCACACACAGCCGUCUCAUGUCCUUCUGCAGUGUUAACUAAUCGGUCGCUGGCUCCUUCUUCCCUUGACCGAACCGUCAAGGUCAAGACCUCUGCACUAUUAUAUCCAAGCUGCAAACAGUCACGUGAUUACAGCCGUCCCCUCCGGCACCGGUUGCAGUGUGACAGCAAAGGAACGGGUUCUAAAUCUGCAAGACUCCACUUUUUCUAGAACCAAGAGUUAAAAAGGUCCAAGAAAACAUCAAACAAACAAUAAAGAUUUUGCAACUAA